Molecule: messenger RNA, 1185 nt
Organism: Lolium perenne
Lineage: Eukaryota; Viridiplantae; Streptophyta; Magnoliopsida; Poales; Poaceae
Product: putative F-box protein At2g02030
Molecular function (GO): protein binding
Source: RefSeq, a predicted model, not a curated record
AUGGACGACGGCGAGACGGCACCACCGGCAGCCAAGAGGCGGAACCAGAAGAAGAGUGCGUACUACAUACCCAAGGAGCUCGUCCGGGAGAUCCUGGUCCGUCUUCCCGUUGAGUCGCUGAUGCGGUUCAGCUGCGUCUGCAAGGCGUGGGGAUCCACCAUCUCCGGCGAUGCGUCCUUCCACCGCGCGCACCUCCGCCUCCAGCGGCCGCUCCUGCUCGUCUCCCCACAGACAACUGCAGUUUACGGUGGAGUGCACAUGAAGAAGAUGAUCUUGUAUGGGUGGGAGGACAACCAGCAGGGCACCAGCACGCCGCUGGUGCACGCACGAGUUCGCGCACCAACGUUGUCGUCCCCCUUCCGGAUGCACGACUUCGCGCACUGCGACGGGCUGGUUCUGCUGGGCAGCACCGAGGCCAUCGUGCGCGUGAUCAAUCCAGCCACACGCAGCGUGCUGUCGCUGCCGUGGGGUGGCUGUGGCGCCAUGCAGCUACACCAGGCAUUCGGUCUCGGACAAGACCCUCGCUCUCACGCUUACAAGGUGGCUCGCUGCUUCGUCACCGGUGACAAACAUUACAAAACCAAGAUGAAAGUCUUCACCAUUGGGAUCGACCACUGCUGGCGGCAGACAAUGACGGAUCCGCCGUACCCUGUCGCAGCACGGCGAACGGCGACUUUCUUUAAGGGGUCUCUGAUCUGGACCAUCCAUGAGUCCACCCUCGGGAGCCCCGCGCCAGGUUUCCUCCGUUUUCGCUUGGACAAAGAGGACUUUGUGCUAAUGGAGCCUCCUCCUUGCUACCCAAGGCUAGACUACGCAAAGUCGGCUCUAGCCGACCUGCGGGGGGAGCUCUGCUUGGCCUGCGGAGGGGGUGACAUGAUGACACUCGAUAUGUGGAUGUGCGAUAACAUGGAGAAUCCGCAAUGGGAUCUACGUUACAAAAUCGAUGUUCCGCCGCAUAUGCCACCGGAUUUCAGUCCAAUUGCAUCAUUUGGUGAUCAGAUUGUUUUCAAGGAACAAUAUUUGCGUACCGGACACUACGAUCUCAAAACAAAAACUUACAAGAACGUGCUCUGGAUGGAGGACUUGAGGUGUCACAAUCCAAUCUCCGGCAAGACUAAAUACAAAGAGAGGCAUUUCGACAACAUUGAUGUAAUCCCCUUCGUUCCAAGCCUCAUUCCAGUAUAG